Dictyostelium discoideum AX4 is the source of this 1209-nucleotide messenger RNA. It is a transcript of the gene osbH, whose product is annotated as oxysterol binding family protein, member 8. Gene Ontology annotation, molecular function: lipid binding. The coding region runs from base 1 to 1209 and encodes 402 amino acids. Gene Ontology annotation, biological process: intermembrane lipid transfer. NCBI's taxonomy places the organism in Eukaryota, Evosea, Eumycetozoa, Dictyosteliales, Dictyosteliaceae. The transcript has 2 exons. The record is from RefSeq and is a predicted model, not a curated record.
AUGUUUUCAGGAGCAUUGAAUUAUAUGAAGGGUUUAGUAGGUACCAACGAAAACUUACAAGUCGAAGAAAGUGGUGAUAAUAAAGGUGAUAUUGAACCAGAGCAAAGAAAGGGUUUACUCAAACAAUUAUCAUCAUAUGUUGGUAAAGAUAUUACAUCUUUAAUCUCAUUACCAGUUUGGAUUUUCGAACCAGUAUCAUUCUUACAAGUUAUGUCCGAACCAUUACAAUAUAACGCUUUAUUAUCUAAAGCCUCAAAACAAGAUAGCGAAUUUUUAUGUUUAGCUUAUUUAGCUGCCUUCAAUUGUGCAUUAUAUAGUACUGCUGUUAGAACAAGAAAACCAUUUAAUCCAAUUUUAGGUGAAACCUUUGAAAUUGUUGAUAAAAAAGGUGAAUUUAGAUUCCUUGCAGAACAAGUUAGUCAUCACCCACCAAUUGGUGUAUCAGAGACAAUUUCAGAAGAUUAUACUCUUCAAUUAGAAACAUUAUUGAAAUCCAAAUUCUAUGGUAACUCAUCAGAGGUUGAAAUUGAUGGUACCAAUCAUUUCUUCAAUAAGAAGACCAACCACCAUUACACAUGGAAUCAUUUGGUAACUUGUUGUCAUAACAUUAUCAUUGGUUCAUUAUGGUUGGAUCAUUAUGGUGAUUUAGUCAUCGAAAAUCACACUACCGGUAGCAAGGCAGUACUCAAAUUUGCUAAAUCUGGUUGGUUAGGUGCCGGUCGUUAUGGUGUCACUGGUGAAAUUGUGGAUUGUGAAGGUGAUGUUAGAUACAGAAUCACUGGUAAAUGGAAUGAAUCCAUUCAAUUAUUCCAAGUCAUGGAUAAUGGUUCAUCCUCUACCACUUCCACUUGUCUUUGGGAAGCCAGCAAAGAACCAAUCAAUAAUAAAUUUUUAUUCCCAAGAUGGGUCGAAGAAAACGUUAUUGAUCUCAACGAUGAAUACAAAAAGAUAUUACCAGUCACCGAUUCUCGUCUUAGAGCAGAUCGUAUCGCUUUAGAAGAAGGUAACUUGGAUGUCGCAGCUAAAGAAAAACACAACUUGGAAGAGAAGCAAAGAGAAGACAAAAGACAAAGAGUUGCUGAAAACAAAGAAUGGGAAACUGCUCAAUUUAAAAAAGUCGAUGAUGCUAAAUUUGGUUACAGAUGGAAUUAUUGUGGUAAUUAUUGGGAAGAAAGAGAAGAAAGAGUUAAAGCAGCAGCUUCAAAUUAA